Suillus subaureus is the source of this 1134-nucleotide messenger RNA. RefSeq lists its product as uncharacterized. The record is from RefSeq and is a predicted model, not a curated record. Lineage: Eukaryota; Fungi; Basidiomycota; Agaricomycetes; Boletales; Suillaceae. The coding region runs from base 1 to 1134 and encodes 377 amino acids. The transcript has 9 exons.
AUGUCUUCUCAGCUCCCUCCACAUUGGUUCACCUCCCAAUUGGGGUUCUAUCUCCAUCAAGGGUCCUCAUCACAUUAUGUAUGGUUAAACAGUAUGCCUUCAUCUAAAAGUCAGAUGAUGGCUUUCAAGUUGGUGCCCAGCACCCCCAGGAUGGUCAACUCAAUUCUCUCUGCUUGUCAAUGCACCUGGGUGCAAACUGCUGCAUUUCUCCUCAGCAUUCAUCCAGAACUACCAAAUACUAAUGAAGGAGGGGCCAACAACCGUGUGCACAUGCAGUUCAGCAUUUUUACAAAGGAAUUGAUGAAGAGUCAUCUACUAUUCAAUGGUACCAUGCCGCCCUGCUUGAAAAAACUGCAAGGGCGGAACAGAGCUCUGGUAGGAAAAAUAAGAGAGUUGCCAUUGAAGUUGUUAAUACUGUAUGUUUUUGAUCAUUGUCAAAGAUUCAAAGCAAACCAGGCGAAAGAUGGUUGUAUCCUCUUCAGGCAAGCAGAGCUUGUCAUCGCUUUUACCAUACACAAAGGAGUUAGAGAAAGUCAAGAAGAGAACACAUUCUGUUGGGUCGAUUUAUUGAAGCCCAAUGCUCCACACUAUCCACUGUGUGCCCAGGACCUGCAGGAAUGGGCUAGAUAUCUGCUUGAAACUGGAGAUCUGGACAACACCUGCAUCAUCCUACCCACCACGUGCUAUUUUGAUGAAGUUCAAAGAACAUGUAUGGAGCAGACUACAUCGCCGCUUCAGAGGGUGCCCACUGAAAUGAUAUCACUGAUCAUUCAUAACCAUAUUCACCUCUCAUCCUCUGCCAAUAACAUCUCUGAUGGAAUGCUCACUGGAGAACAGGGAGAAGGCCAUAGGAUGGUGGAUCCUCAACCACUCAAGAGGACAUUCGUGUUCUAUAUGGAGAGUGACAAAGAGUCUGACAAUGAGGAGCUGCCAUCAGCAUAUCAAGGACAUUCUUGCCAAUCUCAUUUCGGUAUCAGAUUCUACGAGGAGAAAGUUGGGAUGCCAGAGGGUGCUGCAUACACCUUUCAGAGCUGUGUCUCCAAAACAUACAUAAAUGCCAAACUUGUGAAAGGAGAAGAAAGGUUAAAGAAUCUCAUAAUAUUCCGGCUUAUAAUUUGUAACAUUGUUUCUUAA